UCCCCCCACUGAGCCCCAACCCUCACCUCCCCUGGUAGUGGGGCUCAGUGCAGACAGGGGAAGAAUUGAAAGGACCCUUCAGUUUAGACCCCAGAUUAUCUCCUAAGCAGAUACCCCCUUUUGAACUGGGGAUGUAGGGCUUGGAAACUAGAAAAUGCCAGGUCUCAAAGAGAGGAAAGAACAAGCCCAGCAAUACACAGAGCUCUGUGUAUUCAGAGGGAAGUUGGCAAGGCUGUGCUCGGGCAGAGAAACUCCGAGUGGUACAAAGGGACGUGCCCAGAGUGAAGAAAUCAUGCUAAUUGUCUGCACCAGAACUGGAGAACGCCACCCAAAAUGAAGAGAGAAAGGGGAGCUCUGUCCAGAGUGUUCAGUGCCCUGAGCCUCACGCCUUUUGUCUACCUUCUUCUGAUGCAGACAGAGCCCCUGGAGGGGGUGAACGUCACCAGCCCGGUGCGCCUGAUCCACGGCGCGGUGGGGAAGUCAGCCCUGCUCUCCGUGCGGUACAGCAGUAGCAGCUCUGACAAGCCUGUGGUGAAGUGGCAGCUGAGGCGGGACAAGCCAGUGACCGUGGUGCAGUCCAUCGGCACGGAGGUCAUCGGCACCCUGCGGCCUGACUACCGGGACCGCAUCCGCCUCUUCGAAAACGGCUCCCUGCUUCUCAGCGACCUGCAGCUGGCCGAUGAGGGCACCUACGAGGUCGAGAUCUCCAUCACCGAUGACACCUUCACCGGCGAGAAGACCAUCAACCUCACUGUGGACGUGCCCAUUUCGAAGCCGCAGGUGUUAGUGGCUUCGACCACUGUGCUGGAGCUCAGCGAGGCCUUCACCCUGAACUGCUCGCACGAGAAUGGCACCAAGCCCAGCUACACCUGGCUGAAGGACGGCAAGCCCCUCCUCAAUGACUCGCGAAUGCUCCUGUCCCCUGACCAAAAGGUGCUCACCAUCACCCGCGUGCUCAUGGAGGAUGAUGACCUGUACAGCUGUGUGGUGGAGAACCCCAUCAGCCAGGGCCGCAGCCUGCCGGUCAAGAUCACCGUAUACAGAAGAAGUUCCCUCUACAUCAUCUUGUCCACAGGGGGCAUCUUCCUUCUUGUGACCUUGGUGACAGUCUGUGCCUGCUGGAAACCCUCCAAAAAGUCUGGGAAGAAGAGAAAGCUAGAGAAGCAAAACUCCCUGGAAUAUAUGGAUCAGCAUGAUGACCGCCUGAAAGUAGAAGGUGAGCCCCCAGCAUCCCACUCACCCAUCCCGUCAUCAUUCAGAUCAGUGGGCUGCUGGGAAAGGGCAGAACUGGACGACAAGGAAGCCAGCUCUGCAGGGCCCCUUCCUCCACCAAUUGCACGAAGACUGCAGAGCAGGGAGAGGAGCGGCCAAGAUACCCUCCCACGAAGUGGAGAGCAUGAGCGGAAGAACCCCAUGGCGCUCUAUAUCCUGAAGGACAAGGACUCCCCGGAGCCCGAGGAGAACCCUCCCCCGGAGCCUCGGAGCGCGUCAGAGCCCGGCCCGCCCGGCUACUCCGCGUCGCCAGCAGUGCCCGGCCGCUCGCCGGGGCUGCCCAUCCGCUCUGCCCGCCGCUACCCGCGCUCCCCGGCGCGCUCCCCGGCCACCGGCCGGACGCACACGUCGCCGCCCCGGGCCCCGAGCUCCCCGGGCCGCUCGCGCAGCGCCUCACGCACACUGCGGACUGCGGGCGUGCCCCUGAUCCGCGAGCAAGACGAGGCCGGCCCGGUGGAGAUCAGCGCGUGAGCCGUCUCGGGGCCCCCGAGGCACCCGCGCGCGGCGGCCAGCGGACCGGGGAGGGCGGGAAGCGGGGCUCCGGCCGCCGGGGCCAAGGGGGGGCGCGGUGUGCCGCGUG
Manis pentadactyla (Chinese pangolin) is the source of this 1852-nucleotide messenger RNA. RefSeq names its product hepatic and glial cell adhesion molecule (gene HEPACAM). Lineage: Eukaryota; Metazoa; Chordata; Mammalia; Pholidota; Manidae. The coding region runs from base 334 to 1743 and encodes 469 amino acids. The transcript is spliced from 7 exons. The record is from RefSeq and is a predicted model, not a curated record.